AUGAGCACACAAGCGGCCAACCUUGAUACCUACAGCCUGUCGCUGCUUACGGCCAAAGAGGACAUCCUUAACCCCCGUUCUUCCACCAACUGGGCAUUAUUUGCAUAUGAUGGAUUCACCAACAAGCUCAAACUGGCCGACUCAGGAGCGGGUGGUGUGGAAGAGCUGGCAGGAAAGUUUGACAUCUCUAAGCCUCAAUAUGGACUGUGCAAAGUUGGGAGUGCAGAGACAAGCAGCCCCCAGAUUGCUAUGAUCAUCUGGGUCAGCCAAACUGUUGAGGACGUCCGACAGACAGAAUGUGCCAGCCAUAUUCCAUCCAUCAAGAACUUCUUUAAGGAAGCACAUGUGUUCAUUAGAGCAGCGAAGAUGGAGGAUGUGACAGAGGAGAGGCUAAGAGCUGAGUUCAAUAAGGCCAAUGCCCAAGCUCCUAUACAGUGGGCGAGGAGGAGCUCCAGGUCUGCUGACAAUGAGGACAUAGUGGGUACAAACUACAGAAAAACCAAUGCUGCAAUGGAAAUCAGACGAAUAAACAGGGACUCGUUCUGGGCACGUGCAGAGCGUGAAGAGGAAGAGAGGAAAGAAGACGAGAGGAGACGAGCAGCAGAGGAGAGACGGCAGCUUGAAAAAGAACGAAUUCUGAAGGAACGAAGGGAAGCAGAAGAGAGAGACAGAAAGAUGAAUGAAAAGCUACAGAUUAUUGAGGAGCAGAGAAGAAAGCAGGCCGAGGAGGAGGAAGACAUGCGCAGAAAGGAGAAAUUAAGAUGGGAGCAGCAGCAGAAGGAGCAUGAGGAAGAUAUGAGAGCUCGUCUAAGAAGGCGUGAGUCCAUAGAGAAAGCAGCAGAGGCAGCAGCAUUAGUGUCCCAGCGAUCCAUUAACCCUAGGGAGUUCUUCAGGCAGCUGUCAUCAUCAUCAUCAUCGCAAAGUCCAACUAGCCCUGGAUCCUCCCGCACUGGUAAACUGUUCAGACGAUACCAGCGCAGUCUGACAGACACAGCGUUUAUCUUCUCUAAGGCAGAAGAGAGUGCAGCAUCCUCCCCCCGCAGUUCUCCCCUUGUCUCCCCUUUUUCCCGGGCACCUCCCUCCCCCAUCUACCAUGCCACUUCUCCCCCCAGGAGCGCUGAUUUCCGCCCUGUCACCUCUCCACAAAGGCCCAGAGCCCCAGUGUCACCACCCAGAUCCCCUCCUCGUUCUGCCCCUCUAGUUUCAGCCCUGCCCAUCCUUCCGCAAACUAACAACCAAAUUGAUUCUGUUGUUGAGCCUAAAACUCCAUCACCUACAGAACCUUCUGCACCCCCGGCUUCCCCUACUCUUUUGGUAUCUUUGUCUCCCAGUACAGUAAAAAGCAGCACCUCUCAGUCACAUCCAGAGGCCCUGCCUUCCUCACCCCCAAAUACCCCAACCCAGCCAGGGCAUGCGACUUUCUCCUUUGAGCCUGGUUUUCCUUCGCAUGCUCCAACAGCACCUCUUCCUGAGAGACUUCAGCCGAACACAGAGGAAGAGGAGCAGGACAAGGAGGAGAAGGAGGAAGAGAAAGAGGAGGAGGAGGAGGACAAGGAGGAGGCUGAGGUGGGAUUAAAGCAUAAAGCUGAGCAUGCAUCACUGGAGGAGCCAUUGGAGGUGGUGGAGUGGGAAGAGGAAGCAAAGGAAGAUGGAGAGGACAUCGACCAAUCAGAAGACAGCCAGGGACCUGCAGAGCCUGAUGAACUUUCAGAGCAGGAAGAAGAGUCAGCAGUCACAGAUGCUGAAGCAGUUUGUCAAGAAAUCAAACAGGAGGCUGUUGUCCUAUCAGCCAAUAGGAUCACAAACGGAGGGGACAGACAGGAACAGAAUGGCAUAGAACGAUCUCUGAGUCCAUCUGACACAGAACUCAGCUCACCGGAGCCGGCCGUGUGCUAUAAUGUUCAUGUCAUGGCAGAGGAGGAUGAUGUUGUUGAGGAUAAGUAUCAGGAGAUCUCAGAAAAUGGACAAGAGGUGUUAGCCAAGCGACAAAUGUGUGUCCGAGCUUUGUAUGACUACCAAGCAGAAGAUGAAUCGGAGAUCUCCUUUGAACCUGGUGACAUCAUCACCAAUGUGGAAACUAUGGACAAAGCCUGGUGGAGGGGGUGGAGCAAAAAUGGCCGCCAAGGCUUGUUCCCUGCCAAUUAUGUGGAGACCAUAUAGAUCUGUAGAUUGAGAUGCACUAACACACACACAGACACACACAGUACAUGUACACACACACUCAGGGACACCAUCUCCCCUCACGUUUAUGCGUGUUUUUACCUUUAUCCUCCUACUGAAACUUUGUACUCUGUUUUGUAGAAAGGAUAAAGAAAAAAAAUGCUACUCUUUAUUUUGAUAGUUUUUGAGAAAAACAAAAUGUUUUCACAAGAAUAGAGAAAUUACCCAGCCUCAUUUUUUUGGAUAAAAUAGAAAAGACCCUUUCCUCGACCAAAAUAACUUAUUUACUCAGUACAAUACAAUAGGAAUGUUGGUGGGCGAGAUCACAUCACAAUGACAAAUGAUCACAAACUUUCUUUUCUUGUAAGAAACACAAACAGGUUUUUAUAGCAUAUAGUCUUCUUCUUGAUCCACACAUAUACUAAGCACACCAUUUUGCAUACUCUUUGCUUGCUUUGUUUGUGCAUUGUUAAAAAAAAUAAUUUACUGGUCUUGACUGGUAUAUAUAAUCAAGAUACAUGUAUCCGACAUCAUCUUGUAAUCAUCUUCCUGUAUUUUUUUUAGAGUUCUUUUGUUGCACUGCAUUUUUUACCUACAGUUUCACAUGACAGUUUAAUUACACAAAUGAGAAGAGCAGCAUAACAAUAUACAAGCAAGCAAAGGAUAAAGGCACUGUACUGAGAACCGCAGU
Molecule: messenger RNA, 2851 nt
Organism: Monopterus albus (swamp eel)
Lineage: Eukaryota; Metazoa; Chordata; Actinopteri; Synbranchiformes; Synbranchidae
Product: drebrin-like protein A
Exons: 16
Coding region: 1-2160 (719 amino acids)
Biological process (GO): regulation of actin filament polymerization; positive regulation of dendritic spine morphogenesis; neuron projection morphogenesis
Cellular component (GO): lamellipodium; postsynaptic density; postsynaptic membrane
Molecular function (GO): actin filament binding
Source: RefSeq, a predicted model, not a curated record